Messenger RNA from Lindgomyces ingoldianus, 827 nucleotides. RefSeq lists its product as uncharacterized. The record is from RefSeq and is a predicted model, not a curated record. The coding region runs from base 53 to 592 and encodes 179 amino acids. NCBI's taxonomy places the organism in Eukaryota, Fungi, Ascomycota, Dothideomycetes, Pleosporales, Lindgomycetaceae. The transcript has 2 exons.
CUUCUGCAACCAUCUUUCAGUCUUCUACAAGCAAAUCUCCAAUCCUGUCACCAUGAAAUUCUUCACUAUCGCCUCCGGCCUUGUUGCGGCAGUCUCUGCCAUCGAUAUCCGCCUGCGAUCAGGAGGCGGUUGCACGGGGACAUAUGUUGCAUGCGUCGGCAUAAACCCCAACACUUGCUGCUCCAAUGGUGGUACAGCCUUUAUUGCUGUUGGCGCCGUCGCCAUCCCGUCCAACUGGAGGAUCGAGCUCAGGACCUACCAAAACGGUGGCUGCAAUACCUUGAGAGGCAUCCAAGGUUCCGGUGGAGUCACGAACAUGUGUAUCAGCGAGAACGAUGGCAUUGCUCGCCUCACCGGGGGUGGUUGGAACUUUUCUAGCAAGAAGAGAAAUGCGGGCGCCGCGGCCUGCUCGACUACUGGGUGCACCUCCACCGUGAAGCCAGAUAUCUUAGUUUUGGAAGAUGAGACAACUACCUUCGCUAUUGCGGAGAUGGAGGAAUCACUGCUCAAUGUCUUGAUGGACUAUGCUAUUAAUGGAACCCAAGCCGCAGAUCUCCCGCAGGUGUACGAGCCAUACAAGAUUGAAACCUAGAUGGGAUUGGGAAUCGUGAAGGCAUAUGAAGCUGUGAGGUUUCAUGUACACAAAGGGGUUAAAGUGGUUUUCUGCACGCUAUCUCAGUGGGUGGCGACAUAGCGUGAUCUCAUUUGUAUCUCAGGGGUCUGUGUUUGUGCGUUAGGUGGGAACGGAGGUUGGGCUGAUUGUGGUUUACCUCUUCUGCUAGUAUAGGGAGCAGCGGAAACAAUCUUAAGAGGAGAUGAUGUAGGAG